GUUUGCAUGCUUCAUUCCCAGAGAAUGGCCAUCAAAAAAUUCUUGCCUUUUCUAAUUGACUUCGCUGAUUCUUUCUCCCUUAUUUCUUUGAUUUCUAUUUACCGCAUUCACUUUCCUUUCCCCUUCAUUGUUCUUCCCCCUCUGUAAUCAUUCCCACAGCUUUUUCCUUUUUUUAGUUUUUAUUUUUGUGGAAAUAAAGAAGAAGAGGAUGAAACUGAGCAGGGCGUGGCACAGGCAAUUAUUCGCUCUGUCAUUGACUUUAAGAGGGAUCCCUGGCCCACGGUUUCUGACAAUGCUAAGGACCUCGUGAAGAAAAUGCUUGAUCCCGAUCCAAGGCGGCGUCUUACUGCUCAAGGAGUUCUCGAGCAUCCAUGGUUACAGAAUGCCAAGAAAGCUCCAAAUGUCCCUCUGGGUUAAACUGUGAAAGCAAGGCUGAAACAAUUUUCUGUAAUGAACAAGCUGAAGAAAAGAGCCCUAAGGGUGAUCGCUGAGCAUCUGUCGGUGGAGGAAGUCGCUGGCAUAAAAGAUGCCUUUGCAAUGAUGGACACCAAGAAUAGAGGGAAAAUAAAUCUUGAAGAGCUAAGGAUUGGAUUGCAAAAGCUUGGGCAACAGAUUCCUGAUGCAGAUCUUCAAAUCCUGAUGGAAGCUGCUGAUGUUGAUGGCGAUGGAGCUCUGAAUUAUGGAGAGUUCAUGGCAGUUUCUGUCCACCUGCGGAAGAUGGCCAAUGACGAGCACCUACAUAAAGCUUUUGCAUUUUUUGAUCAAAAUCAAAGUGGUUACAUAGAGAUUGAAGAGCUGAGAGAUGCCUUAAAUGAUGAUGUUGACACCAGUAGCGAGGAGGAAACAGAAUCUGAUUCUGGACGUUUAGCGCAUGGUGUCGACACCCAGAUAAUGUGUCGACACUACACCCGUGUCGGGUUUUUGGCCUCCUUUUGCAAUUUCUUCAAUGGUAAAAUGGCAGAUCUGGUUCCUGACUUCUGGAUUCUGCACAAGUUGAUCCUCAAGUCUCUGAUCUCUUCAAUUUACUUCUAAAAAGUAAGAUUUCUUCCAAUUAAAUCAUUUCCUACACA
Molecule: messenger RNA, 1070 nt
Organism: Rubroshorea leprosula
Lineage: Eukaryota; Viridiplantae; Streptophyta; Magnoliopsida; Malvales; Dipterocarpaceae
Source: the annotation of a GenBank genome assembly